This is a messenger RNA of Paramecium tetraurelia, 1290 nucleotides long. RefSeq lists its product as uncharacterized. Lineage: Eukaryota; Ciliophora; Oligohymenophorea; Peniculida; Parameciidae. Gene Ontology annotation, biological process: SCF-dependent proteasomal ubiquitin-dependent protein catabolic process. Gene Ontology annotation, molecular function: protein binding. Gene Ontology annotation, cellular component: SCF ubiquitin ligase complex. The record is from RefSeq and is a predicted model, not a curated record. The transcript is spliced from 5 exons.
AUGCAAAAAUAAACUUAGUUGACCAAGUUUUUCUCAAAGAAAGCCUAGGAAUAGUAGCAAUCUCCUGUUAGAACCAAAUUCAAUUAAGAUUUAUUCUUUUGUACACCUCCAACAUAAGAAAUUCAAUUCAAGACAGAAAACGCCAAUACGAAGAAGAAGGGCUCUAAUAAUUUGGACAAUUGGAUUAGGAAGUCUUCCUUAUAACAAAAGAAGUGGCCAUUUUUACCAAAAAAUUUGAUCUAUUUGAUUUACAAAUUUUUGCAGUUAAGAGAAUGCGCUACCUGUUCCUAAGUUUGCAAAUUCUGGAUGAUUUGCUAUAAUGAUAUCUACUUCUCUUAUAGUUUCUUCAGGGAGUUCGAAACUUCAAGAUUUAAUGAAAAGGAACUUGCUACUGUGUUGAAACGAUCGAGUAAACAGUUGAAGCACAUUAAGAAAGUACGAGACAUAAUAAAGGGAUAAAAAAUUAGUUCAUUUUUGGAGAAAACAGAACUCAGUACAAUGUUAUCAGAUAACUCAUAACAACAAGGAUCUCUGUUAGAAUUAUUUAAAUUAGAACCGAAAAAACAAUAUACAUCUGUGUUUUUGACAGACAAAGAUUUAAAUAGCAUUUGCACAGAGAGUUAGUAAUAUUUGUUAUCUAAUCAUUUUAGUAAAUCACUUCAAUAUAUACAAUUGAUUAGUUGUUAAUUUAUGACUGGCAAAGGAUUUGAAAUUAUAGGAAAAUGUGCUCAAUUAAGCCUAAUAAAUAUCUAAAACAAUAGCAAUUUGAAGGAUGACAAUAUCAAAAUUAUCUUAGAGUAACUCCAAGGACUCAAGACCUUAAUGCUAUUAAAAUGUGAUGGCUUAACUAAUGACAUCUUUGAAAUAAUCGGAAAUUCGUGUAAAAGACUUGAAAGGUUAGAUAUUGGAUGUAAUCCUUAGUUGGAUGUAAAAUAAUGCAGUUCUUUGAAGAAGAUUGAUACUUUGCAAUCAUUUUCAAUCAAGGACAACAUUGUGACAAAUGAGGCAUUAGAAAUAAUUACCACCAAUUUGUACAAAUUGCAUAGUCUCAAUCUAGAGGGGUGCCAGGAAAUCAAUAGUUAUUCUCUUAAGCAAAUCUAGAAAUUGAGUUUGUAGAGAAUAAAUUUGAAAAAAAUAUCAUUCAAGGAGGAGGGUACUAUUUAAUUGUUACAUCAUAGACAUUUACAAUUUUAUUGUUAAUGCACUGAGUAUAAAAUUGAUGCUUGUGAAUAAUAAUUUAUUGAGUACUCGUGUAGAGAAGAUUAUCCUUUCUAGAUAAUGAUUGCCUGA